Pseudonaja textilis is the source of this 2938-nucleotide messenger RNA. RefSeq names its product PBX homeobox 2 (gene PBX2). NCBI's taxonomy places the organism in Eukaryota, Metazoa, Chordata, Lepidosauria, Squamata, Elapidae. The record is from RefSeq and is a predicted model, not a curated record. Gene Ontology annotation, biological process: regulation of DNA-templated transcription. Gene Ontology annotation, molecular function: DNA-binding transcription factor activity, RNA polymerase II-specific; DNA binding. Gene Ontology annotation, cellular component: nucleus.
GACUCCAUUUUCCAGUCCCAAAGUCUCCAAGGAAGGAGCCGUGGGAGCGCACUGCCAAGAUGGACUAGCAGCGCGCCAGCCUUUUCUUUCCUCAGCGUCGCCCUUCCGUCUCGGGCGGCCGAAGCCGGAGCGCUCGCCCGUCCGCCCGCCGCCGGGGCUCGCUCGCUCGCUCGCCCGCCGCCCGCCCGCCAGCCAGCCCCGAUCGCUUCCCUCGAUCGCUCGCUCGCGGCUCGGCGUGGACGCGCGGGAGAGUGGGGGUGUGUGUGGGGGGGAUCCCUUCGCCGAGCAUGGAUGAUCCAGGCAGGCUGAUCCAAGCGCGGGGGGCGGUGGGGAUCGCGGGGCACCCCCCGGUCCAGGGGGUCCAAGCCAUGACCCCCCACGCUCUCCACGAGCCCCCUUCGGAUAACGGAGAGCCCCGGAAGCAAGAUAUCGGCGACAUCCUCCAGCAGAUUAUGACCAUCACGGAUCAAAGCUUGGACGAAGCGCAAGCGAAUUUCAACUGCAGGAAACACACGCUGAAUUGUCACCGCAUGAAACCGGCUCUCUUCACCGUUCUCUGCGAAAUCAAAGAAAAAACAGGGCUGAGCAUCCGGAGUUCGCAAGAGGAAGAGCCGGUCGACCCACAGCUGAUGCGCCUGGAUAACAUGCUCCUGGCCGAAGGGGUGGCCGGACCUGAAAAAGGGGGUGGUUCUGCAGCGGCGGCAGCAGCGGCAGCGGCGGCAGGAGGGGUAUCCCCUGACAACUCAAUAGAGCAUUCGGAUUACCGCAACAAGCUUUCGCAAAUCCGCCAGAUCUACCACUCGGAGCUGGAGAAGUACGAGCAGGCUUGCAAUGAGUUCACAACCCACGUGAUGAAUUUGCUUCGAGAGCAAAGCCGCACACGCCCGGUGUCGCCUAAGGAGAUUGAGCGCAUGGUCAGCAUCAUCCACCGGAAGUUCAGCUCUAUCCAGAUGCAGCUGAAGCAGAGCACGUGUGAAGCGGUCAUGAUCCUGCGUUCCCGCUUCCUGGAUGCCAGGCGGAAGCGACGCAAUUUCAGCAAGCAAGCCACCGAGGUCCUGAACGAAUAUUUCUACUCGCACCUGAGCAACCCGUAUCCCAGCGAGGAGGCCAAGGAGGAGCUUGCCAAGAAGUGCGGCAUCACCGUCUCGCAGGUCUCAAACUGGUUCGGGAACAAGCGCAUCCGUUAUAAGAAGAACAUCGGCAAGUUCCAAGAGGAAGCCAAUAUUUACGCCGUGAAAACGGCGGUCAGCGCCGCACAGAGUGGGGGCGACUCUCCCAACACCCCCUCCUCCGCGGGCUCCGGAGGCUCCUUCAAUCUUUCCAGUUCGGGCGAUAUGUUCAUGGGCCUUCAAGGGCUAAACGGAGACUCCUAUUCUACAUCACAGGUGGAGUCGAUGCGUCACUCCAUGGGGCCUGGUGGCUAUGGGGACAGUAUGGCUGCCAACCAGAUGUACAGCCCACGAGAAAUGAGGGCCAAUGGAGGCUGGCAGGAAGCAGCCACCCCAUCUUCUGUCACCUCCCCAACAGAAGGUCCCGGCAGUGUCCACUCUGACACCUCCAACUGAUCCUGCUGUGCUGGCCGUUCCCCUCCUCCCCCCUUUUGACCUUCGUCCCGAUGCCAGGGAAGAGAGAAAAACGCAGUUUUGAAUGGGCUGGGCAGAGACAGGACUCCUUUCAUUGCCUUAGGGUCACUGCAUCACCGUGCCGGGGAAGGGUGGGGGAGGGGAAUCUGAUGACCCGAUGAUCCUUGGGGGGGGGCAGAUCGUUUUGAGGUGCGCCCAUCGUCGGAUAGAAGACGGAGGUCCUUCUGUGAUCCUGAGUGAUGUCUUUGAUAACCAAGGCCUGACUCUUUAAGCAUCCUGGAGGGGGGAACCCAGCAUUAUUGGGCGGUGGGUGGGAACGGGUGGGCGAGGUGGGUGUCCCAAACGGCUUAUCAAUUUGCAGGGGUUAAGGGAUAGGCUACUGUGGUACCUGCAACCAAUGUCAUCGUCUGAUGGAUCUGGUUCAUAAGGUUAUACACGCCCCCCCCUCAAAAAAAAAGAUCUGUGACUGGCAGUGUGGACGGAUCUCUUGUAAGAGAAAGCGCAACGAAAGCUUGCUGGACGGGGCUCGUGUUGGCAUCUCUCCGUGAUGGGAUGAUUCCAAAGGGAUAGACCGGUGCCUUCCUGUACCAGUUCAACCAGGUGAAAUCGUGGGCGAUCCGGAUCCUGUCCCAGACCAAGAUGGCGCUUCCUUCAUAGGUUGUAAUCAAGGAUAAUCAUUUCUCCUACGGGCUAUUUCUGAAGACAAGAAGUGCUCUUUUCACUCCUCUCUUGCAAGCGGGGUUGUGUGGAGUCAUGAGGCUACCCUUCUUGGACCGAACCACCCAACAUGCCUCUCCGUCUAUCAGUAUGUUUUCCUGCGUCUGAAGACCUAAAAAGUUGGGAGUUCAGAAAGCAGCUGUUUCUCAGGCAGAUCUCCUUCAAGAAAACAUGUGGGAAGCCAAGGUGUCGAGUAAUGUUGGUAAGGAGGUUAGAGACAAGACUUACCUUUAUCCAAAGGUAGUGGUAGAAUUCCAUUAGAGGAGCAGUCCCCAACCUGCUCUUGUUGGGGGGGAGAGGGGAACUGGCUGUUUGUGCAAGUUGAACUGCACACACACGUGUGCUCCAGCCAGCCGCUCACGUGGCCUGAUGCCAAACAGGCUGCGGCCUAGUAGUAGGCCGUGGCCAGAGGUUUGGGGACCCCUGCAUUAGAGCAGUUAAAGGUCUUUAGGAAGGAGAACUAGUGUUAAGCACAACAUUAGGGAGAAGUGGAUUUUCUAGAACAGAGUUUUUCAAACUACAUUGAGUGGAACCCUAUAAGACGCCAUGAGAAUUUGAUGGGGUUCCAUAAAGGGGGGGGGGAUAAUAAUAAUAAUAAUAGAAUAACAGAGUUGUAAGAGAUCUUGGAGAUCUUCUAG